Messenger RNA from Myxozyma melibiosi, 1155 nucleotides. RefSeq lists its product as uncharacterized. Lineage: Eukaryota; Fungi; Ascomycota; Lipomycetes; Lipomycetales; Lipomycetaceae. The transcript has a single exon. The record is from RefSeq and is a predicted model, not a curated record. Bases 1 to 1155 code for a protein of 384 amino acids.
AUGGGCAAGCUGCAAAGAUGGGCCUACGUAUUUGCCGCCCGGAUCAUUUUGACUGCUGUUGUGUUUGCCUUGCUAGUCGCAUACAUCCCUGUUAACGACUCUCGCGCAGCGGCGAUCGAGCGCAUCUUUCUCUUCUUUGGCGUCUUUACAAUCGUCUCGUUCUUCGUGCACAUCUCUCUCGCCCUCCUACAGAUCUCGAUUCGAAAGCUACACCAGAGCAAUGACGAGCACUCUGAAGUCUACGACCUCGCGCACGUCAUGCUCAAUCUCGACUCUACCCCGCCCUCGACCUGGAAUAACAUGGGCUACUGGCCCGCGCGCGACGAGACGACUCCCGCCUGCAGUUUCCCGGACGCGAACUUGGCGCUGGCGGUGAAGCUUGCUCGCGCGGCGAAUCUCGGGCCGGACGACUGCGUGCUUGAUAUUGGGAUCGGCUGCGGCGAUCAGUCGCUCGUGUAUGCGCCCAUGACGCGACAGUACGUUGGCGCGACGUCGUUAGCUGACCACGCAGCGCUGGCGACGGGGAAGCUCAGAAACGCGGGCUUGCUCGGCAAAGCGAGCGUCUAUACGCUUGACUGCAGCGUGCCGGAUGAAACCCACUGGCCGGCUGAGAUGCUGCGCUCGUUCGUCGUCCAGGGCGAUGUCAACAAAAUCCUCGCGCUCGACUGUCUCUACCACUUUACCCCCUCUCGAGCGCGGUUUCUCGCUUUCGCCCACUCGUCGCUGGAAGCUGCCUGCGAGAGACUGACAAAGCAGGUGUUGAGCGACAGUCCGCGCGAGGUCUGCUUCGCGGCCGAAGACCUCCUGCUCUCCUCGCGCUCCUCGCUCUCGCUCCCCAAACUCCUCGGUCUGCGCGCAAUCUGCCUGCUCACGCAGACGCCGUUUGCAAACUUCCUCGACGAGCACGAAUACCUCUCGCUUCUGCACGCGGCCGGGUUCACCCCCGCCCAAAGCUGGACGGUCGAACUGCAGGAUAUCACCGAGCACGUGUUUCCCGGCCUGGCGGGGUUUCUAGCCGACAGAGCAGCGGCGCGGGACGGCGUCGGACGAUGGCUUCGGUUCGAGCGGUUUGCGGUUUUCGGACAGGUGGUGCGGUGGUGGUAUACCCAGCGCGUAGUCAGAGCCUACAUCAUAUCCGCUAGAAAAUCAAUCUAA